This is a messenger RNA of Pomacea canaliculata, 2886 nucleotides long. Its product is annotated as phosphoribosyl pyrophosphate synthase-associated protein 2-like. NCBI's taxonomy places the organism in Eukaryota, Metazoa, Mollusca, Gastropoda, Architaenioglossa, Ampullariidae. Gene Ontology annotation, cellular component: cytoplasm; ribose phosphate diphosphokinase complex. The transcript is spliced from 9 exons. Gene Ontology annotation, molecular function: magnesium ion binding; ribose phosphate diphosphokinase activity. Gene Ontology annotation, biological process: purine nucleotide biosynthetic process; 5-phosphoribose 1-diphosphate biosynthetic process. The coding region runs from base 92 to 1180 and encodes 362 amino acids. The record is from RefSeq and is a predicted model, not a curated record.
ACUGUGGUAAGUGCUGUAAGGUCAAGGUAACAAAUGAUAGCAAGUGAUAAAACUAGUCCUUAAUCCAAAACUAGAGUUAAAACGGAGAACCAUGAGCUCCAUGACAAUACCAGAGACGAAGGGCCCCAUGAUACUACUUGCAGGCAAUUCACAUCCAGAGCUUGGUCAGCUUGUUGCAAACAAACUAGACAUCAAGCUUGCAGAUGUUUCUAUCUACCACAAGCCAAACAGAGAAACUAUUGUUGAAAUAAAAGAAUCCAUUAGAGGGAAAGAUAUUUAUAUAUUACAAACUGGAACCAAGGAUGUCAACAAUGAUGUCAUGGAGUUGCUGAUUUGUGCCUAUGCUUGUAAAACAAGCUCAGCACGAAAUAUCAUUGGGGUCAUUCCAUAUUUGCCAUAUUCCAAACAAAGCAAGAUGCGCAAACGUGGGUCAAUAGUUUGUAAACUUCUAGCAACCAUGAUUUCUGAGGCAGGGUUUAGUCAUAUCAUUACGAUGGAUUUACAUCAGAAAGAGAUUCAGGGAUUUUUUCAUGUCCCUGUUGAUAAUCUACGAGCAUCACCCUUUUUAGUUGACUAUAUCCAAGAAUCAGUUCCAGAUUAUAGGAAUGCAGUGAUCGUGGCCAGAAACCCAAACUCUGUAAAGAGAGCAACUUCCUAUUCAGAGAGGCUGCGACUUGGCAUUGCUGUGAUACAUGGAGAAGAACGUAUACCAGAGUCAGAGGAGGAUGAUGGCAGGAACUCGCCACCAACAGUCGUGACUAUGGAAGGAAAAGGCAAUCCCACAGGGCUGGAGAUUUUGCCAAUUAUCAAACCAAAAGAGAAGCCUCCACUUAAUGUUGUAGGAGAUGUUGGCGGCCGUAUUGCAAUAAUUGUGGAUGACAUGAUUGAUGAUGUGGAAUCAUUUGUAAAAGUGGCAGAGAUUUUGAAGGAUCGUGGAGCAUACAAAGUAUUUGUCAUGGCCACCCAUGGAAUUCUGUCUAGCGAUGCACCUUCUUUGAUUGAGGAUUCCUGCAUUGAUGAAGUUGUUGUAACUAAUACAGUCCCCCAUGAAGUGCAGAAAAUGCAGUGUCACAAAAUCAAGACAGUUGAUAUCAGCUCAUUGCUUGCAGAAGCCAUUCGUCGUAUCCAUUAUGGUGAAUCCAUGUCCUACCUCUUCAGAAACAUUGGUAUGGAUGAUUGAGUUUGGUGUCAGUUAGCAUGGAUGUUUAACCCCAUAAUCAUCGUCAAACAUGCAGAUGCUCAACAUCUUUUUGUUCAGAAAGAUUCCUGUCUUUGGAAAGGCUUUCAGAAGGUUAAAUGGUAUAAUUUAUCUACAGUUUGAACUUAUUGUUUAUUGUUGGUAAUUGACUUUUUUUUAGUAUCCUUUAUUUGUCGAUCGUCACUUUCUAUCUCAAUUCUUUUAUCUGGCAUUUGUUUGAAAUAAGAUAUUUUAUACUACUGUUGCAUUUAUGUGUAAAUAGGAGACAUGGCUGAUGGUAAACAGUUUUCUAAUUUUUUUUUCAUUUUUGCUAUACGUCCUUUCCAUCAACAUAUGAAAAAAUGUCUUUGAGACCAGUUUCCAAUAAUAUUAUGUCUGUGCAUCUUUGUAAAGUACUUUGAUGGUGGGGUAAAGCACUGUAUAAAUAUGAAAAACAGUCAAAUUGGUUGUCUUAUGUGUCAGAUAUGUUCUUUAAUGCAUUGAAAGUGUGUCCUUCAAACACGUCACCUGCUUCAAGAAAAUAAAAUACUGCGCAAAUUUGUAGUUGGAUCAACACAAAGCAUCAUUUUUCUGUUUUGGUGAUGUAAUAAGUUCUGCACAAAAUCUCUUAAACUACCUGUGUCAUUGAAAAGUUUUGAGGACAAAGCAGCUGGAGAUUUGAUAUCAUUGAUUUGCAUAGUUUGACAAACACAUGUAUCAUGUGUUCUGCUUCUUGCCUAGUUGAAUGUACAAACCUCAUAUUCUGCCUGUUUUUUUAGUUUUCUCAUUUUAAUUGUUGGUAUGACAAUUCAGAAACACUGUUUUGUCUUGACACUUUGUAGCAAUUGAGAAAUAAGGGUUUAUUGAACUGCAGUUGAGAACUAGUAUUCUAUUGAACCACCUUGUGGCAGCUCAAGUGUGUUGUGUCAAAUUUAGUUGGCAGCUUUGGCAGCCUUGUAAGAGAUGGCACAAAUUGUUUGAUAAAGCACAGUUAGUUUAAAAAUAUCUUUGCCAUUAUUUUCUUGACAAAUAAAUUGGGAAUGAAUGACUCAUCUUGCCUGAUAUGAAUAUGCAAUAACAAAGUGUAAACGUGCAUUUUGGGCAUGUACAAGUACUGAUGUCUCAAAGCUUAGUUUGGCUGUUCAUUUGGAACAUGAGUAGCUUCAGAUGUCUUCUCUUUUGUAAAAGUGUUUUCCUUAAUAAAAGAUUCUAAAGCAUUAUUAUGAGUUAUGUCAGUUGGUAACAGAUCAGCACAAAAUGUUUAAUACAAUCAUGUAAUGUUGCAACAUCAUUUAGAGAACUAAAUGUAUAUAGUUAUAUAGACAUUUUUCUUCCAUCGUUACAGAUAUUCUAGUACUACUGUAUGCUAUUGCAAAAUUAACUAACAGCAAGUUCUUGAAAGAUAUCAAAGAAUGUACCAUGAAAUUUGCUGCGUAUUUUCAUUCUGUAAAAAUUUUAUUACCAGCUCAGGUAGCUUUUGUUUGUUCCAAGUUAUGAUGGUGGGAGAACCCUUUAUUUUUUUGUCAUGGAGUAGAUUGAGAGUGGUACCCCACCCCCAUUACACCUUUAUACUCUUUCUUUGGAGUGCUUGUUUUUAACCUUCAUUUUCUUUUUAUAUUAGUCCCAAAUGUGUGCACAUAAAGUGGGAUGUAAUUUCAAGCAUUCAUGGCAUUACUGCAACAGCUAAGUAAAGGUAGAUUUGGCAUGUA